AUGCGGAAAGGGCCCCGCCGCAGCAGAGCGGGGAUGGGCUCCUCCCAAGAAGGUUUGGCGUUGAAGAGCUUCCCAAUCGGAGCCUCCAAGAGGGGGAGGACCCCCAAGCUUUUCCUGCUGCUACUGCUGCUCCUGGCCGGAGGAUCCUUCCUGGGCCUUUACCUGUUGCUUUGGGCCUGGGAGGCAGAGCCAGAAGGAGAAGGCCAGGAGGGGGAUCACAAACCCAGGAGUCUGUCCAGCUCUGAGCUGAAACGCCUGGCUUCCCAGGUGGAUCUGCAAAGGCUUUGGGGCACUUACCUGCAGCCUUUCCUGGUGGAGAGGUUCCCCGGCAGCCCCGGAAACAAGAAGGUCCGGCAGUUCAUCACGGAAAGGCUGCAAGGGCUCCCGGCUUCCUGGCACGUAGAGCUGGACUCUUUCCACCAGCGGACGCCUCGCGGGGCCGUGGGCUUUGCAAACGUGGUGGCCACCUUGGACCCCUCGGCUCCUUCCCGCCUGGCCCUGGCCUGCCACUACGACUCGAAAUACUUUCCACCGGACGAGAAGGGCAGGGUCUUUUUGGGGGCCACCGACUCCGCCGUGCCUUGCUCCAUCUUGCUGGAGCUGGCGACGGCGUUGGAUAAGGAGUUGCUGAAGUCCAAGAAGCAGAGCUCCAGGGUGACGCUCCAAUUGGUCUUCUUCGAUGGGGAGGAAGCGUUCCGUGAAUGGAGCCCCACGGAUUCCCUCUAUGGGGCGCGCCACUUGGCCCAGCGCAUGGCGCAAACCCCGCACCGCCCCAGCGUCAGCCAGCUCCAAGCCAUAUCUCUCUUUGUCCUCUUGGAUUUAUUGGGCGCCAAGCAGCCGACUCUCCGGAACCAUUUUCCUGCCACCGCCGGUUGGUUCGAAAGGCUUCUUGGCCUCGAGAAGCGUCUCCAUCGUCUUGGUCUCCUGGAGUCCCACCGGGAGGAGCAGAUGUACUUCCAACGGGAGCCCUCCUACCACGUCAUUGAAGAUGACCACGUCCCCUUCCUCCAGAAAGGCGUUCCCGUCCUUCACCUCAUUGCCACCCCGUUCCCGCAAGUCUGGCACACGAUGGAAGACACCGAAGCCCAUCUCCAUCCUCCCACCAUCCAAAACCUGUGUACAAUCCUGGCUGCUUUCCUAGCAGAGUAUUUGCACCUAUAGAUGAAAGGCAUCCGUGUAAUUUGGACAACCUGAGCCAUGAUCCAAUGGAGACUGUUACACAGAACGAUAUUCCCCAUGGGAAUGGGGUGCUAUGGGAAAGCCAUGAACUGCCACAUUGAGCCAUGGGUCCUGGAGGAAGUGUUGCCAACCAACCAAGAGGACCACAAUCUGUUCAGAAGAGGCCAACAAAUGAAAGGACUUCCUUUUUCCCUUGAGAUUCUUUUUUUGACAGAACAAGAGGAGAGCCGCACUUGGUCCAUCUCUGUUGCAGUCUUUUGCUUGCAAAUUCAGCAUAAGCUCACUGCUAAAAAUAAAAAUAUUGUGACCAAGUUCCCCUCCAGAUCCAUUUCAGGGACCUAAUUUCAUGGCCGAAACCGUCCAAAUGCUCCAUUUCUUGGUUUCACAAAUACCGUAUUUCAUCGCAUAAUAGUCGCCUCAGCAUAAUAGAUGCACCCCAUUUUUUGAGAUGCCCCAGAAAUGGUAUUUUUGUUUUCCUCGCAUAAUAGUCGCACCCUCAUUUUGUGCUGGUUUCCCUUCCUUCCUUCUUUCUCAGUUUAAAAACUAUAUGGAUAUUUCUGGAGCUCCACUCUUCUCUCCUCCCUCCGAGGACUUAAGGUGGUUCACAAAACCUGGAAUGGAGUUUUUUGGUGAAAGGAGGAAGGAGAGACGAUCUGCACUGCAAAGACCUAUGUUUUGUUGUUUUUGAACUACUUUGCCUUUAGAGGAAGGAGAAAGGAGAGAAGAGUAGAGCUCCAGAGACCUCCAUUUUAUUGUUUUUGAACAACUUUGCCUUCGGAGGAAGGAGAAAGGAGAGAAGAGUAGAGCUCCAGAGAUCUCAAUUUUAUUGUUUUCAAACUGCUUUGCCUUUGGAGAAGGAAGGAAGGGAGGGAGGGAGGGAGGGAAGAGAAGAAUCAGUCUGCAGUUUAGCUCUGCAGUUUUUAAACAGGAACAGAGCUAUUUGUUUUGAGGCUAGAUCAUCCCUCUUCCCCUUCCAGAGGUAAGGCAUUUUAUUUAAAAAGACACUGGAGAAAAAAAAAACCAAGAUUUUUUUCCUCGCAUAAUAGUCGCAUCCCUUUGAUGGAAAAAAAAGGGAGGAAAUGUGACUAUUAUUCAGUGAAAUACGGUAUUUAGACUAUGAUGGAAGCAGUGUGCCCUCCAGGAUGGAUCUCAACCACUACCUCUGGUGCCAUUGUCACAUGCAAGGUCCGUUGUUUUUAAAUGUAUUGUUAGGCCUUGGGGGCCUUUUUCAGAAAGUAUGGGAGAUAAAAGAGUCAACAAUUAACAA
Molecule: messenger RNA, 2446 nt
Organism: Anolis sagrei ordinatus
Lineage: Eukaryota; Metazoa; Chordata; Lepidosauria; Squamata; Anolidae
Source: RefSeq, a predicted model, not a curated record